CGAAAGCCGAGUCAAGCGGAAAUUCCUUUUCUCAAGGAGCGAGCAUCUCGCUUUACUUUUCUGACAACUUCUGUGGGUGGGCGUCUCGAAAACGAGACUCCGACUCCUGUUCACACGCCCUCCUUCAAGUCUCGCGAUGAUCGCGACUCUCGUCUUUUCGUAGCUGGGUCACGGCGCCGGUUUCGAUCGUCACCUUGCAGAUUUUUCGUUCGCAGAGUCAACGUCAUGGACACUCGCUCGCUGACGGGACUGUAAAAGAAAGAAACAUCGAAGGGUCUUCUCCACCAUUUCCACCCCAUUUCAGGUUGGCAACCACGGCUCUGCGUCGCCUUCAGUUUCUCGUUUGACAAAAACCACACACGCGUGACUCGUCUUCUCACGGAUUUGAGUGUGUCUUUUAAAAUUUGUUUUGAGGAGAGACCGUUUCUGCGUCCGGUUGUGCCCUCUUCCUCCACCGAGAAGGCGCCAGAUUUCCGGGGCGAAUGCACAGUUUCCGGAGUCCUCACAGAGUCCUCCGGCCAAGCCUGGAAACAGGUCGAGUGCCUCUGGAAUAGAAAACAAAAGUCGAGGGAAUAAAGCUACGCAGAAGAUGCCUCUUUUUUACUCCCGUCUCCCGUUUUUGCGUGCGGAGAGAAAGAAGGACUUUCCUGCGCGAACAAGGAGACCUGGCUGUCCACGCUUGCUUCUCCGCCUCUCAGCUGUCAGGACGUCGCAGAUGCUUGUCUCCCUCCCUCCCUCUAAAGUCCUCUCUUCCUUUUCGCGUGUGUCUAGGAGAGAGGGAGCUUCGAAAUUCACAGCCUGUUGUCUCACAAUCCACUGAAAGGUCUGUGUCUCGGCUCUAGCCUCAGCAGCCUGCCCUCCUCCCCCGCGAGCAAGGACAUGCAGGGCGCGGUCAACGAAAUCCGUGGAUUCUCUACGGCGGCACCUAACGCAGGUUCCACAGUUGUUUUCGGGACUCUUCUUUUUGUUCGCAGCUCGGCCAUCGCCUCCGCUUCCUGUUCUGUCGAACGCCUCGUUUGUGCGUCCAUGUGCUCUGCUUUCUGGUUGUCUCCGACACAAUGAAGGCGCCUGCCCCUGCGGCUUUCUCCUUUUCGAGGACGGACGGCGCCUUCGCUUCCUCCUCUUUCCCCCUCUGCCGCUCUCGCGCUUCUCUCCACGCCCAAAGUUCGUCUGUCGCCUCUCCCUUCCAUCGUCACUCCUCUUUUUCGCACUCUGUCGCGGCUGUUUGCCCUCUUCUUCCCGCUGAGCUCUCUUUUACGCGGUCUUCUCGCCGUUCUGUCUCAUCGUCUUCUCCUCUCACUGCUUCGUUCCGUCGGAACAAGGACCCCAGCGUGCGACUCGGAGCCUCGCGUCGCCUCCGUCUUCCCUGCGCGUCUCCUUCCUCGUCUCCUUCCUCGUCUCUCCGUGUCUCUCUGCUUUCUUCGUCACUCCUGCCGCCAUCUUUGUCCCUGUCUGUUAUCCGUCGUCUCCCUGGAGGUUCGGGAGGACCUGCGCGCCUCCCCCCUGGUCACUGUCUGUGCUCGAUCCACAGUACUACCUCGCCUUCCCCUUCUGUGUCGCCUCAGUGUCCGGCUUCGUCAUCUUCGGCUUUGAAUCGUCGUUUUUCUUCCUCUUGUCCUCUCUCUUCUUCUUCUUCUCCCUCUCCGUCUCUCUCUCUGCGCGAGUCUUCCCUCUUGUUUCGAGGCGAAGACCGUCGGUAUUUGCCGCGCAUCGGGGCGGCCGGAGCGGUGUUGCGGUUCGUCCAUAAUUCGCUCUCAGAUCGCUGGUGCGUCGUCGCCAAGCCUCCCGGAUGGUCUCUUGAAGCGACGAGCUCCCGGCCCUCCGUCCGCGCCGUCUUGCAGCCUCUGCUGGACACCGCAAUUGUGGCGCGUGCAUGCGCGAUUCAAACAGGCUUCUGGGCGGAGACAGAAGACCGUGGAACGCAGAGGUCGCCCCGCAGCCGAAAAGACAGCAGCGGCUCAAGUCUUGGAAAGGCAAUGCGAGAAGCAGUCGAAGGCGAAAUGGAGGAGCACGAGGAGACGAAAGGCAUCUUCUUUCCUAUGCAGCUCGAUGCAGACGCCCAAGGACUCCUCCUGGUGGCAACAGACGAGGCAAUGCAUCGCCAGCUGCGGAGCAUGUUGCAGGACGGGCAUGUUCGGAGGGAUUUCCGAGUCUUAGCCGACUUGUCCACCCUCGUCGCGCCCUGUCCUCACUCUGCCGUUUCUCACUCCGCAUGCAGUUUGCCGACAGCCUCUCUUCGCUCACCCGGAAAGUCACCUGCUUCUGUCUCCCUGGAAAGCUUACCUGACGCGUCAGAUUCGCCGACAUCAGCUUCCGCUUUCGAGAAUGCCUCUUCUUCUCAUGCCUCUUCUUCAUCUCGACCUUCUUUCUCUUCUUCCUUUCCUUCUGAGGACGUGCAGUUUUUUGUGGGAGGACGAAAGAGAAGGAGUUGCGGCGGGAAGGGAGACGCCAAGGGUCCGAGAGAAGAGCGCGCGUCUCGGUGGACUUCUGGCCUGCCUUUCUUCGCGUUUCCUCUCCGAUGGCAGUGGUCCCCGACAGAGCGGCUCUUGGCUGCGCAUGCAGUUCGCUCGGCAGCUAGCCAGUGCAUGCAGUCGAGCGCCGGACGCGAGCGGAGUGUCGCCGCUGUGGGUCUGCAUGCAGUCGACGGUUCAGCUCCCUCUCAACCUGGCUCCUUCUGCAGAGGAGGGAGAGCGAGGGGAGGAGGCGAGGAAGUCCGCGAAGAGCGCGGGAGCGAAGGCGAAGGGAGAAGCUCUUCGCCACUUGACCGGGAAGGAGCUCGAGAGGCAGGUCGAAGGCCAACCGCAGACGGGCAAGAGAGGAGAGAGGCGAAAGAGACCGAUUGGGGAGACGAGAGCACGAGUCGAGAGGGGAAAGCUCGUGUGAAAGACGGAGAACGGUGUCGAAAAGGGAAGCAGAAACAAUACGGCGCUUCGAUGUUUUCUCGCGACUCGAACCAGUUCGCAUUUCCUGCCUCGACUGAACUGCGCGGCUGCCUUCGCCUCUGGGAUCCACGCACGGGAGAACUUUACAAGAGAGGGAAGCUGAAGUCAUGCAUUUCCGCGAAACAUGUCAAGUUGAGACUCAGAGACCUCCCUGAGGUGAAUCGUCUGGAAACGCCAACGGACCGCCUUCUCCGAGCGAUUCAGAAGGCUUGGUCUGGUCGCGGGAGCAAAGAGGAGACUAAGCGUCUCCCCAAAAGUGAACCUUCACUUCGCUCUGCUCUGCAGACUUCUGGGAACGACCGAGCGAGGCCUGAUGCCGAGUUGAAGCGCCGCGAAGUUCUUCAGCUUCUGGAUGGAUCCUAUGUCCCUCGCAGCUUGUCGGCGGUUCUCUCGCAAAACGCGCUCGCCCACUCGUCUGUCUUCUCCUCGUCUGCCUCUGCCGUCCUCUCCGAGCACGUGGAAGAUCUCCUGCCUGGACUUGACUCGGCACAGGCGCUUCGACUGCUUUCAGAUCGGCGCCUGCUGCCGUCGCUGCGGCUCGUAGGCGCGUCUUCUCUCGCAGCCAGCAGCUGUCUGGCACAGACGAGCUUCCGUCUUCUUUCCGUAUCUCCUGCAAGAACGCUCGACGGCGUUCUCCGACUCCUGGGCCUCUAUCGUGUGCAGACGCAAGAGCCUCCACGGUCGCAUCAGAUAAGGGUUCACUUCAGUGAGGCGGGAUGUCCCGUCGCCAACGACGCGCUUUACCACCCGUCCUUCUCGACAGACUUCAGACGCAAGAUUCUCGUGUCUCCUUCCUUUCCCGGUGGCGAGGCGGAGAUGAAAGAAAAACGCAUGCCGGAGACCGUUUGUGCUGCUCGUGGUCUCCCUGAGGAUCCAUUUGGUCUGGAGGGUCCUGCGGAUGGAGAAACGGAAGCCGUUGCACCUUGGUCGCUUCCUUCGACCCUCUCUGAACCGCAUAGGAACGAAGACGGAUGUCUUUCAGCGGACAAGGAAGCCACGAGCUUUCCUGUCUCACGCGAGGGUCUCUCGGCCUCGGAAAGUUUGAAUUUCAGUCAAGGAAGCAUGUUUCCGUCUGCUGCAGUCCGAGAGGAUGAUGGCAGAUGGACGGGAGAUUCGAACAUGUCAAGAUCUCGUGGAGAGCCUCAACUCGCUGCAAACCGGCGAAACUGCCCUCCUGCGUCUGAAGCGAAGGAGGAGACGUUGUCUGGACAUCGCCAUCUACCACAUGUGGGCGGUCUUCUCGCCUACGACCCUCUGGAAGAAGUUUUUCCCUCCUUCUCGAUUUCUCGUCCCUCGCAGACGGAAACCGACAAUGCAUGUUUGACUCCGACAAGUGAAGCCAGAAAUCACAAAAACGAAGGUCGAGGCCGUGGCGAAGCGAGCGCGGGAGACUUGGGAUCGAACGGGAAACACAGCGACGGCGCGAAGUGUAAAUUGCCUGAACACGCUUGUGAGGUCGCACCGAAAGAUUCGUUUGAAGCAGAUGGAUUUAGCGCAUACCCCUCUCUUAGUUCCAGCUUUAGCAACUUCGAGAGUGGCUCUGCGUCUGUGUCUCCGAUCGAUGCACCUUCGCCGCCAUCGCCGUUUUCUCCGUUCCACGAGGACAGAGAAGGGAGGCUUUUCUUGGAUCCAACAACGCUCUCGCAGACGUAUGCCACCGAGCAUGACCGGCAGUCCGGCGUGUGUGCGUCGCUCGGUGUCCAGCUGUUUCGUCUAACCAUGGUAGAUCCUCUGAAGCCGCGGGACCGAGUUACUGAGGAGUUGGUUUUUGAGUUAGACACGCCGCCAGAGUGGGCGGGUAUCCACGAUAUCAACCAGUCAGAGGAACUGAAGUUGUGGGAGAAGGCGGGAGAAGAAUUUACCGCUUCUGUCCCUCAACGCAAACACACAAUCGACGCAUUCUCCCCGCUACCGGAACAACUCACCGACGCGUGAGUCUCCGGGAAAGAGUCAGAGAAGUAGGGAAUACUAAAACCGCAUGUCGGAACGGAAGGUGUAGGAAUAAAAGGGAAGGAUCGGCGGAUCAGCAGAUAAUCGCAGAAGGCGAGACACGCAUGGCGUGCUCAAGGUCAUCCAGGCGGCGAGGGACUUUCAUAUAUCGUGGGGGGAUGAAGUGGAGUCAGCCACAAACGACGUUUCUUCCAAAGUUUUUGCUGAGCAAGUGAAUGCGGAUGUGUGCACAGAGAAGGUGGAACGAAGAAAGAACGACGACAGCAGUGCGACACAGAGUGACAAAGAACUUGUGAGAAGAGUGGCAGACGCUCUACACGUUUACGAAUGUUGCUCCUGCAGUGGCACAAGCCGAACAGCUGUAGGUGUUUCGUGUGUAGAGUUCUCGCUGUUUACCGCACUCUUGAGAGAACUGCUUGAGGUUAACUAUGCGAAGGAGAACGGCAUUUGUAUGGUGUGACAACUCACAGUGUUACAGGUAACAAGCCCCCGUGUUUUGUGUCGUGACGUUGGUACUGGGCUUUUGAAGCAGAACGAACUGACGGCACCUUUAGCACACUGCUACAACUCUGAAUAUCAAAUGUGGGACCUGUCUAGGCAUAACUUGUUCGUUUCCAGCUUCCCACGAAGAUGC
Molecule: messenger RNA, 5526 nt
Organism: Toxoplasma gondii ME49
Lineage: Eukaryota; Apicomplexa; Conoidasida; Eucoccidiorida; Sarcocystidae
Exons: 6
Coding region: 1059-4877 (1272 amino acids)
Biological process (GO): pseudouridine synthesis
Molecular function (GO): pseudouridine synthase activity; RNA binding
Source: RefSeq, a predicted model, not a curated record